Molecule: messenger RNA, 1314 nt
Organism: Arabidopsis thaliana (thale cress)
Lineage: Eukaryota; Viridiplantae; Streptophyta; Magnoliopsida; Brassicales; Brassicaceae
Product: Tetratricopeptide repeat (TPR)-like superfamily protein
Exons: 5
Coding region: 259-1149 (296 amino acids)
Cellular component (GO): chloroplast thylakoid membrane
Source: RefSeq, marked reviewed
UAUAUAUUCUGAAAAAUUCAUAAAUCUUCCCUAAUUAAAUAAAAAAGAUCCAUUAGAUAAAACCAAAAUGAAAUAAUAUGUAGAUUUAAACCGGAAGGUACUAAACCGGAAAUUGGAAGAGGCAACGUGGGCCUUAUCUUCUUCUUCUUCUUCCUGCUAGAUUUUAUUCUUUUAUCUCUUGAGCACACACACACAUACAAGACUCUCCUCACAGAACGAUUUAGAUUUAAUCGGGAAAAAGUUCAGUCAGUGACACUAAUGUUCGAAUCGAACAUGGUUCUUCAAACACUAUCUUCUUCUUCUCCUCCAAUUCACCGUCUCUAUCUUCACCAUUCUCAGAUUCUCCCUUCUUCUGGGUCACCCAGCAAGAUUUCUCUUCAGAUACAUGGAAGGACUUUGGCCAUUCGAUCUUUUCAUGAAAUUUCUGCUAGAGGUUUACCGGCUUUGAACAAAGCUUCCUUGAAGAAGCUACCAAUCAAAGGAUCUACCUUUCUGCUGGGGCAGAGCUUGUUGAUGGUUUCUGCUCACCCACAGUUGGCAGCAGCAGCAGAAAUCAUAAAGCCUGAACCGAUUUACGAAGUUGGAGAGUUAUUUGAACUUAGUAUUCAGCUUUCUUACUUGCUGUUACUACUGGGGUUGCUUGGAGUUGGUACUUUCUAUGUGAUCCGUCAAGUACUUGUACGCAGAGAACUAGACCUCUCCGCUAAAGAAUUGCAGGAGCAAGUAAGGAGCGGAGAUGCAAGUGCAACAGAGCUCUUUGAGCUUGGUGCAGUGAUGUUGAGAAGGAAGUUUUAUCCUGCAGCCAACAAGUUUUUGCAACAAGCUAUCCAGAAAUGGGACGGUGAUGAUCAAGAUCUUGCUCAGGUCUAUAACGCUCUUGGAGUGAGUUAUGUACGAGAGGAUAAACUUGACAAAGGAAUUGCUCAGUUUGAAAUGGCGGUGAAGCUGCAACCCGGUUAUGUAACAGCUUGGAACAACCUUGGGGAUGCUUAUGAGAAGAAGAAGGAGUUGCCUUUGGCAUUGAAUGCGUUUGAAGAAGUUUUGUUGUUUGAUCCAAACAAUAAGGUGGCUCGGCCUCGGCGAGAUGCGUUGAAGGAUCGCGUGAAGCUUUAUAAAGGUGUUGUGGCUGUUAAGUCUAAGAAACGGUGACGGCUCAAACAAGAUGCAAACUCUGAACCAAGAACCGUUGGUCUCUCUCCCCCUUGUGUAUUUUUUUGGUUUGGUAAUAUGUAUGGAGAUUUUGUGUUAAUAUGAAAAUGAAACUUUGUUGUUUUUUGUAACCAAUAAAAUCAGAUGUUUAAAACUUAAUAGCCA